AUGGCCUUCAAUUCCGCAGAUGAUAUCCAAGUGACUUGUCGUCAGAUUCCCUCGUGGCAUCUGAUUCCAAACACUUCAAUCCGAUCAAAACCCCUCAUGAUAUACCAUGGCGCCUUCGACGCCACAGCCGCGGAGCUCACGCGCCGCCUGGAAUCGAUUGGGGAAGUCAUCCCUCAAUGGACUUUUACCAUGUAUAGGGAGACCCAUUUCCAUUCCACCACACACGAGGUUCUAGGUGUCGUUGCAGGACGCGCACGCCUGUGCUUCGGAGGUGAAGAGAACCCCGAGCGGUUCGAGCCGACGGUUCAGCGCGGUGACUUGAUCAUCGUGCCUGCUGGGGUGGGGCACCGCCUUUUGGAAGACGAGGGAGAUGUGCCGUUCAAAAUGGUUGGGUCAUACCCUCCGCAGAAAGAGUGGGACAUGUGUUAUGGACGGCCAGGCGAAGAAGCAAAAGUGCAGGGCAUUCAGAAAUUAGAGUGGUUCCACCAAGACCCUCUGUAUGGAGAAGAUGGCCCUGCUCUGCAUGUGUAG
Messenger RNA from Penicillium atrosanguineum, 531 nucleotides. RefSeq names its product cupin domain-containing protein. The transcript has a single exon. Bases 1 to 531 code for a protein of 176 amino acids. NCBI's taxonomy places the organism in Eukaryota, Fungi, Ascomycota, Eurotiomycetes, Eurotiales, Aspergillaceae. The record is from RefSeq and is a predicted model, not a curated record.